AUGAAGUGUGGACAGUGCAAGCUCGAGAAGCUUUCUAAGGAGUUUCCAUAUACAACAGUCACGGAACGUUGCCAACAUAUAUCCACUUUAUGUUUACGGUGUUUGAUAGCUCAACUUAAAGAACAACCUAACAAACAACAACCAAAGUGUCCGGAAUGUCCGCAAAUUUUAAAUACUCAAGAAUGGAAAGCACUUAAUUUAGCAUGGGAAAAAGCACCCUUUAAAAUCGAUGUGGACAGCGUUGGAAGAGUUCAACAAUUAACACCUGUUGACGUUACUUCUACUACUGGAGAAUUUUAUAUUGUAAUGUUGAAUGGGCAGAAAGUGACUAUGUUACUGGAAGAAAAUAAAACCGUCAUUGCUCUAAGAGCGAACAUAUUCAAGAAGCUUAAUGUUAAUCAAGCCAAGCAAAAGUUGAUAUAUAAUAAUGAGGAGUUACAGGAUACAUGCCAAAAUCGCGGAGCAAACCUAUCGGAUUAUAAAAUUGGCGUAGGAAGCCACAUUCAACUAAUUGUUGUACUUUACAAUAUUACAAGGGCAGAAUCCAUUAAGAAUUUAACAUUUGAUUUAUAUUGGGGGUAUCCAGCUAAUGGAGCGCAAGAUUACCUUGAUGGAAGUUGCUUGCUAUAUGCGGGUGAUACAUUUUGGAGGAAAUAUGAUUAUGCAUCUGUUUAUUACCCUUCUUUCCCUCACAUGAAACAUUCUGGAGAUGAGAUGGAUCAUGCCAAUAAGCGAGGACACCAACGUAUUGUAGCUAAACUUGAUCAACUUCCACCUGAAGUUACACAACUUUACUUUGUUCUUAGUUCAUGGAAGUCACCUACGAUUGGUCAUUUUCGUACUCCAACCUUUAGAUUAUAUGAUGAAUCGCAACCGGACAAAGAAUUAUGUACCUAUACCAUUCAACAAGCUGCUAAUUCUCAAGCAGUCAUUAUGUGUUGUGUAUCAAGGGCUGGUCAAGGGAUGUGGCAAGUUAUUCAAAUUGGACGGUUAUCAGCAGGAAAUGCUAACGAUUAUGACCCCAUCGAAAUUAGCAUCG
Messenger RNA from Acaulospora morrowiae, 1039 nucleotides. Lineage: Eukaryota; Fungi; Glomeromycota; Glomeromycetes; Diversisporales; Acaulosporaceae. The record is from the annotation of a GenBank genome assembly.